ACAACAACAUGUGAGUUAACCUCAAAAAAUGGGGAAAAAUCACCGACACGCUAAAAAAUUAAAAUCAGAAAAAAGUAAGGUGAAAAUUAAAACCAAAACAAAGUUUCUACCAAAAGGCCAAAAUGUCACAAACACUGCGUUUAAAAUACGAUCGAUUGUGUUACAAGAACAGCUUAAAAAGAGACAAGUUGAGGGAUUAUUGAGCAAAAAGAAGGCAAAUAUCGAUGAACUUAUUUCAAAAUUAAAACACUACAAUGAAGCUGUGAAAGUGGAAGCAUGUACCGAUUUAAAAGACGUGAUCAUCUCCCACCCUUUAGAGGAAACACAAAUUUACUUAUCUCUGAUUUCACAAAAUGCCAGUGCUUUAAUACAAGACAGAGAACGGAAAGUACGUCGAAGUUCAGUAAAAUUACUACACGCAAUUGUUGAAAAAGUGUCGACAGCCACAAUUCGCCCUUUCUUUAAUUACUUUCUAACAAAUUUGAAGUGUGCAAUGACAAAUAUUAAUAAACACAUCCAGGAAGACUCUCUUCUUCUACUUGAUGCUCUUCUAGAACACCAAAAUCUCCUAAUAGCAGAAAAUUUCGAUACAAUUUUUCCAACUUUCCUCACUCUGAUAUCAAAAUCAAAAAAUAACUUGGGGACAGAAAGGAGUCUCAGUUUAAAUCUGGAAGGAAAAGUGUCGAGUGUUAAGUGGAGAAUCAAAGUUUUGACACGGCUUUAUGGUAUUUUGAAUGCUUUGACGCAAUGUAGGUCUGAGAAAAAUCAAGAUAAAGGUUUUGGAACUUUAAUACAAGUUAAAGGAAAUCCGUUUAUUCCACUUUAUAAAAACAUAAAUAAUUAUGAGGUUUGUGUUGGCAGCAGGACUAAUCAAGUGAGUCACGAGUUUGACACACAAAUCGCCAAUUUGACACAGCUUUUGCAUGAAAUUUGGAUCGAAGUUGUGCCCGAAAAAACAAAGAAAAAUGGCCUAGAACCAAUAGUCCUGGCCACUGAAGAAUCCGUAGCCGUUUUUAGUUGUAUUGUAAAUAUUUUACACUUGUUGCACGAAUAUUUACAAUUAUCGGGAAAUGUUGAACUCUUCUGUAAUAAUAAGUCAGUGAUAUUCCUUGAUCAUCUAUUAUCUAAUUUUCCAUACAUUCACAACAAAAGAAAUAAUUUUGAAAUUAUUAAAGAAUUUUCACGAUCUUUUGUCAUGAAUUGCGAUCCAAAUUGUACUGAAGAAAAUUUGAUUGUUAUUUAUGUUUUCCUAACUUUAAGAAUAAAUCUAAAUGCCAAGAAUAAGCCCAAAACACGUCACUUAGCGGUGUUUCUUAAUAACUGUCUCAAAUCCCCUCGCAAUUUCACUCCUAAAGCCUACGCGUAUUUAGUUAAAAUUUUAAAGGUGAUGUUUGUAAAACCAAUCAACAUGUGUCAAAGGUUGGGAAUAGCUGAAGUUGAAAUUAUGGAAAAUGUGGUAUCGUUUUACACCAAUAGAAAAAUUUCCGAUUUUUAUAAAAGUGAUCUUUUGGAAGUACUAACGUGUCCAAGAUUUGAAAAAUACCAACUGUGGACUGAAAAAUUACCCGAUUUUCUUUGUGCAAAUCAAGUUUCCGUAAAAUUAAUUGAUACUGUCUUGAAUUUGUGCAUGAAAGGACAAAAGGUUGUACAGGAUGGUGUGACAAAAUCGGUGAACCGGAUUUUGAGUAACAUGCGUACAAUGGAAAUUACAGAAGCAGCAAACCUUGAAAUUGCCCGAAAAAAUUUUGUUAGUAUUUUUUUCUAUUUACCUAAUCUGAGUACUCAAGAUAUCGAUGAAAUUAAUAAUUUUGUAAAAUCAAAUCCAGAUUGUACUUAUUCCAAACAUUUUGAAAAUGUUUUACAAUUGAGGACUUACUUGUUGAGUAAUAAAUAAUUUUUGUGUCGAGGUGAGGUUGAUUAAAGUAUAAAAAUUUU
Molecule: messenger RNA, 1935 nt
Organism: Tribolium madens (black flour beetle)
Lineage: Eukaryota; Metazoa; Arthropoda; Insecta; Coleoptera; Tenebrionidae
Product: testis-expressed protein 10 homolog
Exons: 8
Coding region: 29-1894 (621 amino acids)
Cellular component (GO): nucleus; MLL1 complex
Source: RefSeq, a predicted model, not a curated record